This is a messenger RNA of Fonticula alba, 4389 nucleotides long. RefSeq lists its product as hypothetical. The transcript is spliced from 9 exons. Gene Ontology annotation, molecular function: ATP hydrolysis activity; cohesin loader activity; ATP binding. NCBI's taxonomy places the organism in Eukaryota, Rotosphaerida, Fonticulaceae. The coding region runs from base 112 to 3801 and encodes 1229 amino acids. Gene Ontology annotation, cellular component: chromosome. Gene Ontology annotation, biological process: mitotic sister chromatid cohesion. The record is from RefSeq and is a predicted model, not a curated record.
CCCUCUCCCUCUCCCUCUCCCUCGAUCGAUCUCUCCCGUCCUCCCGGGUCUCGGCCAGAGCACUGCAUUUUUCGCCACCACGGGCAUGCGACUCGGGUCUCGCACGGCACUAUGUUCAUCAAGCGGGUAAAGAUAUUGAAUUUCCUUACUUUUCGUGAUCAAACAGUGGUCUUUGAUAGUGGAUACAAUACCAUCGUGGGCCAGAAUGGCUCGGGCAAGACAAACUUCUUUGAAGCCAUCCGCUUCGUCCUAGGAGAUGGCCCCUUCGCGGAUUUGGGCAGCCGCCAGACCCGGCUCCGGUACAUCCACGGCGGCGGCGUCAACUUCACGGAUGCCAGCGUGGAGCUGGUUCUGGACAAUCGCGACGGUCGCUUGCCGACCCCCAAGCCCGAGCUGUCCCUCAGGCGGACGAUCAACCAGCUCAAGGAGGAGUACUUCCUGGAUGACAAGCCGAAGCGGAGGGAAGAAAUCCUGAGCCUGCUCGAAUCGGUGGGCUUCUCCCAGACGAAUCCCUUCUACAUUGUUCCCCAGGGCCGAAUUUCCUCCGUGGCCGAGGAGCGCGACGAAGAGCGCCUGGCUCUGCUACAGGGCAUUGCCGGGACGCAGAUUUUCGAAGAGAAGAAGGCCGACGCUCGGCGCUUGUUGGACCUGACCCAGGAGCAGCGCGCGCAGGUGGACGACGCGGUCGGGCAAAUCGCCGGCCGGCUGGCCGAACUGACCCAGGAAUUGGCCGACUUGCGGGAGUUCAACCGGCUGGACGCGCGUCGUCGAGGGCUCAGCCGGGCUCUCUAUGCGCGCGAACUCCAAGAAAGCCAAGCCCACUUGCAGGAGUUGAGUGUGGCCGCCGGCGGGGCAUCCGGCUUGGGCCCGGGUGACAUGGCCGCAUAUCAGACCCCGCGUUCGCGCGCGCGCCAGGCCGCACACGGGAGCCUUGCCGGCUCGACGCCAGCCCGUCUCGGGCAAGCCCACCGGCUGGACAGCCAGCAGGCCACCCUGGCCGACCAGGAGGAAGCCCUCCGGCGCAGUCGCGAGGAUGAGCGCAUUGGCCAGGAGCAGCUGCGCCAGCAUGCGGCCCGAUUGUUUCAACUGUCGGCCGCCGCCACGCGCCUUGAGGCUCGGUUGGAGCUGGAGGCCCGGUCGGGCGAGGCCACUGCCGGGCUCACUCGGCGCCGGGCGGCCCUCCAGCGAGCUCUGGAUGCGGCGCAAAUCCGCCAGCAGGAACUCCACGGCCGCGUGGACCAGCUGGCGGACGAUCGCCGGGAUUUGGCGGCCUCGCUCGGGCAAACGCGCUCGCUGCUCGCCGCCUUGCAGGCGGUGGCCACCCUGCCGGCGGACGGCCCGGGCCGAGCCGAGUGGGUGGCCGACCAGCGUCGCCAGGCAGCCGAGGCUGUCCGGCAGUUGGAGGCCGAUUUGGCGACUUUGCAAGACCGGGUGGCGUCUGCUCAGCGCGAGGCGGCUGACCCGGCGGCCGCGGCUCGUCGGCUGGAUGCCAAUGUGACCGCGGCCGAGGAUGCGGCCACCGCCGCCGCAGCGGCCCAUGCCGAAGCCACCCGCCAGUGGAAGGACCUGGCGGACGCUCGUCAGCAGGCCGGCCGCCGACAGGGCGACGAGCAGCAUGCCCUUGCUCGGCAGUAUGCUGACGCCCUGCGGGCGGAUCACCACCUGCAGCGGGCAUUGCCCGGCCCCACUCGGCGGGGCUUGGCCAGUCUGGCCGAAUGGAGUCUCGCCCAGGGGGUGGCUCCCGGCUGGUGGCUUGUGCCGCCGGAGCGCCUGGUCGCCAUGGAGGACAUGUCCCAGCUUGGCAGCGAGAGUGCCUCGGCCGUGGUGGAGGCCAUUGCCGGGGCAGCCGAAGCAGCAACCGCGCGAUGCUGCUUCGGGCCCUUCUUUGGCCUGCUGCAGGGUGUGCCGGAGGAACUGAGCACCGCAGUUCAGGCGGCCGCCGGCGGUCGUCUGCACUAUGUCGUCGUGGCUGACGACUCGGUGGCUCAGGCCUUUCACGACUGGUCGCGCAGUGGCCCCGGGCGCCAGGGGGCCGUGACCUUCGCCCCAUUGACCGUGGCCGGCAGCACGGCCGCCGGUCCGGACGAAGAGUGGUCCUACCCGGACAGCUGCCGGUCUUUCGAGUUGGAGCUCCGGCCGUAUGUCCAGCCGCGCUUCCAUCCCAUCUUGCGCAUGCUCUUCGCCGGGUAUGCCCUGUGUCCGGAUGUGCGCACCGGCACCCAGGCGGCCGACCGGUAUGGCAUCACUUGCGUCACCCUGGAGGGAGAUGUCAUCUCCCCGACCGGGACCCUGACGGGAGGCUUCCGGAAUGCCCGCCGGGCGCUGCUCCCGGCCUCGGACCAGGCAGCCCGUGCGCGUGCGGCAUACCAUGUGCGCGCUGUGGCCGGUGCUGCCGCGGCCGCUGCACUGCGCGCGCUCGAUGAGGAUGUGCGCCGGCUGGAGCUCGGGCCGUUGGCGGCCGCCCAGCUGGCCGUCGGUGCGGCGGCCGAGCAGGUCCGCCAGGCCCGUGCCGCGCGCGAGGCCUUGGACGAUGAGCUGGCCCAGCUUGAGGGCCUCGCCGCGCGGCUGGCCAGCCAGACCCAAGCCGCAGACCGGGCCCGACAACGCUUCGCCGAGUUGGACACCAUGCUUGAGGAUGUUGGUCGAGCCGGAGGGCCGGCCGCCGAGGCCCAGCGCAUGGCUCUCCGAGCCGAAGAGGCGUCCCUGCAAGAGCGCCUGGCCGGGGCCGAGCAAAUGGCCCAGGCCUUGGGCUCCGAAGGGGCAGCCCUCGGAUCGCAUGUGGCCAAUCUGGAGCGCCAGCUCCAGUCCAUUGAGCAACACCUGUCCGCCCGGGGACCGGAGGGCGAUUCCACGGCCGACCCCCAGGCUGAUCGCCUCGCGUGGCUGCAGGCCGAACUGGCUCGCUCGAACCAGGAGUUGGCUGCUUGCGAGGCGGAGCGCCGAGAGAAAGAGCGGGCUGUAGCGGAGGCUGCCCGGCGAACCACAGCCCUGGAGGCGCAAAUUCAGAACUCCAAAAACUCCUUCCGGAGGAUGUUCCGCGAUGAGCAACGUGCCAUGUCCCAGCGCGACCGGGCCCAGGAGUCGCAACAGCUCCUGCGCGAACGCAUUGCCUGGCUGGAGCACCAACUGGAGGACCUUGAACUGAGUGAGCUUGAUCAGGCUGUCGCGGCAUCCGGCCGACCGGAAAGCCCCUCCAACGUGGAUGCCCAGCUGGCGACACCGGACUUGAUGGCGGCCCUGGAAGCCAUCAAUGCCCAGCUGGCGGACUAUCGCCAUGUAAACCGCCACGCGGUCGAGCUACAUGGGGCGUAUGCCGACAACCUGCGGCAGGCCCAGGCCCGCUUGCAGCAGCUGGACCAAUCGGCCGCAUCCAUCGGCCGGCUGAUGGAGUUCCUGGAACAAACGCGCGAGGAGGCCAUCGAGCGGACACUGACCAGUGUGGCUGGGCAUUUUGGCCAGGUAUUCGCCGAACUGGUGUCCGCCGGAAGGGGAGAGCUGCGCCUGGAGCGGUCUUCCGGGCCCUCUGGCCGAUUGACCGGCGUCUCGGUGCAUGUGGCCUUCGGUGAGCCGACUGGCCCGAGCGGAUCGGAGCCCCUUGCCGAUCUGCGGCCGAUUCAGGCUCUCUCUGGUGGCCAGAAGACUUUGGUGGCGCUAUCGCUCAUCUUUGCCAUCCAGCGCUUUGACCCGGCCCCCUUUUACUUGUUGGACGAGGUGGACGCACACUUGGACCCGGUUCACCGGGCAGCCGUGGCAGAGGCCGGUGACGUGGUGCCAGGUGAACAGCAAGGUGGCUGUAUUUGAAGCGAGGGAAGGUGGGGCGGGGGGGAACGAAGAGGACGAGGGCCGAACCAGCAGCCCAGGGCGGGGGGACUGAGAAAGCAGCAAGAAGUAUACACAUGAAAAGGCACUCAAAAGGCCCCGCCACUCUGGGCAGUUGGGUAGAAGAAAAGCAGCGAGGUGUUCUGCCGAAGGUGGUCCAAGACCGGUGUCACGUCGAAUUCCAGCGACCGGCUCAUGUCCAGCAGCUGCAGGGAGGAGUUGGUCAGGAAGAGAUUCCCCAGGAGAGGGAGAAUCCCCUCCGGGGCAGGGGCAUUUGGCACUGUGCACGCCUCCAUCCGCAGUGACCGGAGGACGUUGUUCGACAAUAGUCCGGUCAGGAUGUGUGACAUGCCGGCCAGGCCGAGGGUGUUGAAGCUGACAUUCAGCGACAGGAGUGUCCGGUGGCCCUCCAGCAGGUUGCGCAGGACGCCGGCCGCAAAGUCGUUCAAGUGCGUUUGGCUGACAUCCAGAUGUGUGAUGGCGGUGGAGUUCUUCAGCCCGGCCACAAGGCGCCCCAGGGUCCCAUGCGUUUGGGGAGUGUCUACAUGGCCGGCAGGGCGGCGGAAAGAG